Selaginella moellendorffii is the source of this 1272-nucleotide messenger RNA. RefSeq names its product probable serine/threonine-protein kinase PBL28. Gene Ontology annotation, biological process: protein phosphorylation. NCBI's taxonomy places the organism in Eukaryota, Viridiplantae, Streptophyta, Lycopodiopsida, Selaginellales, Selaginellaceae. The record is from RefSeq and is a predicted model, not a curated record. The transcript is spliced from 9 exons. The coding region runs from base 94 to 1158 and encodes 354 amino acids. Gene Ontology annotation, molecular function: protein kinase activity; ATP binding.
CUCUUGUGCCCGUGGCGCUCGCUUCCAACGUCUCUAAGAUCGGCGCUGCCUCCGGGAUCGAUAGCCGCUGGAGUCGCUGCGAUCCGCCCAGCGAUGGCGUCCAAGCUUCUCACCGCAUGGCGCAAGAGGAAACGCACUAAGAGCACUGAUGAGUAUGCAUGGCCGCCAAAGUCACUCGAGUUUUGGGAGGACGUUCCUCCUCCUCCACUGUUGAGGCCCGCGGCCAUCCCUGCCGUGGUCUUCACUUUGAGAGAAAUGCUCCAAGCCACGAACAACUUUAGCUACGAUAACUUCAUCGGCGAAGGAGGCUUUGGUCGUGUCUAUCGAGGAGUUUUGAGAACUGGAAAGCCCGUGGCCAUCAAGCAGAUGGAUCCAACUUUAAGCCGAGGCACACAAGGCGAGCGAGAGUUCCGGGUGGAAGUCGACCUUCUAAGUCGGCUCAGCCACCCCAGCCUUGUGAGGCUGAUCGGCUACUGUGCCGAUAGAAAGCAGAGAAUGCUGGUGUACGAGUUCAUGACUCAAGGAAGUCUUCAAGAACACUUGCACGGGAUUGUGCGGAUAAAGAUGAACUGGCAAGUCCGUAUUCGUAUUGCCCUUGGCUCAGCUAGAGCUCUAGAAUACCUCCACGCUGGACCUGCGACUGGCAAUCCCAUCAUCCAUCGGGAUUUCAAGUCGAGUAACAUACUUCUUGAUGAGACCUUCCAAGCGAAGGUGUCAGAUUUUGGUCUUGCAAAGCUUGUUCCGCAUGGAAACAAAACGUAUGUGAGCACGAGGGUACUGGGAACUUUUGGUUAUUUCGAUCCACACUACACGGCAACAGGGAGGCUUACGCUGAAGAGUGAUGUCUAUGCGUUUGGUGUUGUGCUGCUGGAGCUUCUUACUGGAAGGCGGCCGGUGGAUUCGGCACACAGCUUUACAAAACAGAACUUAGUUUUUCAGGUGCGAGACAGUUUACGGGACAGCAGGAAGUUAAAGAAGAUAAUUGACCCCGAAAUAUCGUUGGAAUCGUGCUCGUGGGAAUCCAUCAAGAGAUUCGCGAUGCUGGCCUACUGCUGCGUGCGUGACGACGAUACCCGGCGUCCGACGAUGGGAGAAUGCGUUGCAGAGUUGGAACAGCUCUAUCUUCUAAUCCUGUUCUACAGGAGAGCCGCAACGUGAAACUUCUCAGUCAGGGACAGGGACAUAAAACAAAACCAAAAAAGAGAAGAGAAGAACGAUAGGAAGCAGCUCUGUACAUUCUGCACUGACAAUUUCUUCAUCUUCACGUCGACA